Messenger RNA from Fusarium sp. VM40, 3192 nucleotides. The record is from the annotation of a GenBank genome assembly. NCBI's taxonomy places the organism in Eukaryota, Fungi, Ascomycota, Sordariomycetes, Hypocreales, Nectriaceae.
AUGUUCGAUGCUCUCUUCGGUGAUACAAGCCCGGAUAGCGAAGGCAGCGAUUCAACUUCCUCUAUUAUCGGAAUUACUAAGGCGUCUAUCACGUUGGAUUCUGGGCAACUUGCGAAUCUUGACUUGGGUAUCUCUAAUGGGAGAAAUAAUGCGUGGCUAGGGUCAUUAUUCACUCUAAUACCAGGCACGCAAAUGUGCGAAGAGCUUUUCAAGAUGGCAGGAAAAUGGAGGCCAUUAUCAAUGUCUGUCCCCUCAGCGAUGGAAUACCUUGUUGCGGUUGAAUUACUUCCUGAGGAGCAGCUGAACCGCAUUUCAGUCCCGACUUCACUGAGCGGUGAGCUUGCAAUCAUAAAGGGACUUCUCCUCUCCAGAAAAGGUCUACAUAAAGCAGCAAUUCGAGUCUUGUUUGAAAACCUACCGAUGACAAUCACUACAUAUGGUCAGGCUUCUCUUGAGGUUGGUAUCGUUACUGCAGAGUAUGCGAACUGUUAUAACAUGUUGCGUCAAGAGAGCAUUGCCAACCGAAUUUCGACACACUUCCUUGCCCUAAGAACAAGCCAAGAGCUCCUCAAUCGGCAGGACUGGUUCUUCCUGAGCCUUAUUCAGAUCGACUCACUGAUCGGGACAGGGGAAUACCAACAGGCCGAUCUAGCUCUCCAGGGCGUCAUGGCCAAGCCUUCAAUACCAGCGUAUAUAUUUGCUAUGAGCUUCCUACGACUUUCCAAGAUACGUAGGAGAACUGGUCGGAGCCUCAAUUCGAAAGCGAGUCCUGGGGUCGCGUCUCAUCUUCGAACUGGAAUCGAACUGUUUGCACAAGUACCAACAAUAUUGCAACAGGAGAUUCUUGAGGAGGUUGCUUGCGAGCUUGCUAACAAGCGGUACUUGGAUCGAGAGACUCAGCAAGCCCUUAAUACAGUAAACACUUAUCUCAGUACCAUGGUUAUUGACACCACACCAUCUCAGUCGAGGUAUGAGAACACACAGUAUAGUUUAAAGCAACGCAUUUUACACGAAUGGGAUGCACUCGGAACAUCAUCGAAGGAGCGACAUCAAGAAACAAACGUACAUGGCCAGGAUACCUUUCCACCAACUACCCUUUCUGACCUUUCUACAUCGAAUGGCAAAGGGGUUGGAAGAUUGUUCAUGGUUCCUCACCCGAGACAUCCAAAGUUUGUUUCCAGAGACGAGGUUACCACAAUCACCGAAAUCCUGACAAGGCCCGAACGGCCUACUACAUGCCUAGUCUACGGUGAAGUCGGCAUAGGGAAGAGUUCCAUCGCGACGGAAGUAGUUUACUCGUGCCACCAGAAUUUCGAUGCCGUAAUAUGGAUAGAGUCGGGCUCACCAAGCGAAGUCAACUGCCGUCUAUAUUCGAUCGCGACCGAACUUUGCAUAGAUGGCCUGACUGAUAGUAGUGACGGGUAUGUGAGGUCUCGGCAGUGCAUGAUCGAAUGGUUGAGACAUCCCUUGACGCGAAGCGAAACUGGUGUUAGACUAUUUAAGUAUCUAAUUGUUUUUGACGGUUUCGGGAGUGAGCAUGCUCUCAAGCCCUUCUGGCCAAGUGCCUCGACCCCUUGCUCGGUCCUUGUCACUGCCCGGAAUAAUUUCUCCCUUCCUCGCAUUGGCAGGGUAUACAUCAACACACACGAGCUCAAAGUCAGGCCUCUCUCCUCUCGACAGGCGAUUCAGCUCUUCAAUUACUCCAUGGGCUGGUGGGAUGACGAACAUGGAGAAUCUCUCUUGCCAAUCUCCGAAGACAAUCCAUUGGCUAUCUUGAAAACUGUGGAAUCUUUAAAGAGGAUAAGAUUUUCUGCCUGGCAUAUUGAAAAUGCCUUCAAGGAAUAUUUGAAGUCAUACUUGGAUUGCGAAGAUGUCAAAUUUCAACUCAACCACAGCAAAUCCCUCAUCGUGUUAUGGUUCGUCGAUUUCGCGUCUCAGAAGGCGAAGGACUUGCUAGAUGUCAUUGCCUUUCUUCAAGAGAGUGGUACACCUAGAACGUUGCUAUUGUCUUGUACAUCGCCAUCAAACACAUCGAAUGAGCUUGUAAUGACGGUAGACGAAUUUGAACUAGCACGGGACGAAUUAAUGGAAUUCUCACUCAUCUGGAAGAACCACGAAACAGAUAGCCUAGCGACAUCUUCCGCUAUCGGAUGUCUAAUCCGAAAUCAAAUGUCACCGGACAGAUUCGAAUCCGUCUAUGCCACGACACUGAGUCUAUUACACUCGGUCUGGCUAUGUACCUCUGACAACGCAACCCAUGUGGACGACUUUGAAAUGGAACACUCUGGGAGAUGUUCAGUAUUGUGGCCUCAGGUUCGAGAGCUCAAAGGCCGGUCUGAGGCAAUUGUUGCGCCCAAUGUAUCACGAAAUACAUCUAUUGAUUGUAUUCGAGUUCUGCUAGAUAUCACAUGGUGUGCCACCAGAAGCAGACAAUAUGAAGAGGCCGAUGAAUAUCUUACUAUGGCCUCGAUUAUCCUUUCUCGUUUAGGAGCAGUUUCGCUCUUACAUAGUGAGAUCUCGAAAGACCUCCAGCAAAGAUAUCACCUUGCGGUAAUCGAUCUCCGAUGCCUGUUUUUUCAUCACCAGGCAUGGUUGUGUUUCAAAAGUGGUAAACUCGAAAUGGGACCAGAGUUUUUCAAUCAAUGUCUCCGGUGGUUAGAUGAGGGCUUUGAACUACGUGAUAAAGGGAACUUGCAGGAUACAGGUCAUUCCCUCAGAGCUUCUGUACUCCAAGGGCUGGGAAUGCUCAAGCUCCAGACUAAACAGGUGCAGGAAGCUGUUGAGCAGUAUGCUUGUUGCCUAAGGAUGAUGGAUCUAUCUCCAGAUUAUUUCGGGCAAAGACGUCUCAUCACUAUUCACAUACAAAAAGGAUACGCCCAUCUUAUGAACAACCAGCCGAAGGAGGCGGAGGGCUCUUUUACACUCGCCUCCGACCUAGCUAAAACAUCCAAUCUCGAGGAUGAUACCUUAUUCGAUACCCGGAACUUCCCAAUUAAAUUGCUAUCAUCUUAUGGUCUUCUGAAAUACGGUCUCACCCUCGCAAAGCUUAACCAACACGCUGUACACAAGUGUAUCGAAAUGGCUCUCGAGUUUCUUAACUUGUGCAGCUAUGAUGACCAGUUAAAGGGGGCCAUUUAUAUAAUAAUGUCCUGCUGCAACGCUCGAAACGCACACUGGUAUCUUGCUAUGUAA